Xenopus laevis (African clawed frog) is the source of this 2006-nucleotide messenger RNA. RefSeq names its product transmembrane protein, adipocyte asscociated 1 S homeolog (gene tpra1.S). The coding region runs from base 375 to 1508 and encodes 377 amino acids. The record is from RefSeq and is a predicted model, not a curated record. Gene Ontology annotation, cellular component: membrane; plasma membrane. Gene Ontology annotation, molecular function: G protein-coupled receptor activity. NCBI's taxonomy places the organism in Eukaryota, Metazoa, Chordata, Amphibia, Anura, Pipidae. Gene Ontology annotation, biological process: G protein-coupled receptor signaling pathway. The transcript is spliced from 11 exons.
CAAAAAAAAAGACUACGGCCAGGAGCACUUCUCUAAAACGUUCAGCGGUCGACUAAGAACCAGAAAUCUCAGAAAUGAGGGGAGGGGGGGAUAGUGGAAGCCGCAGCUCUCUAUUACUCUGCCUGUCAGUCACAGCGCCUCUCAUUGCGGAAGCGUACGGAUCAGUUACUCGGCUCGCCGCAGGAAUCGAGUCGAGAGCGGAGACAUCGAUAAGCGGCUCAGAGGCGGACUGCAAGAGAAAGCGAAGACGGAGAGGGCACUGGCUGCAGCAGGAUUGUUAGCCGCACACACAAACCUUGUUCCUCAAGAGGAAGUGAAGUUCUGUGCCCUGUUGUGUUCUGACUGCUUUCUCACCUUCUCAUAUCAGGCUCAGGAUGUCCGCAGACACCAACAGCAGCUCUGGCCUAAUCGUCACCCCUACUCCCAACUCUACAUCCCUUGUGACUAGCAUGCAGCCAACCUCCAGUAUCAUUUUCAACAGCACUAACAUCACCAUGCCCCAUGUCUGCCUGGUCAUUCUUUUUGAAGACAUUGGGAAUUCCAGGGUCAGAUACUGGGAUCUCAUGCUGCUAAUCCCCAAUGUUCUCUUCUUUGUGUUUCUGCUUUGGAAACUUCCAUCAGCAAGGGCCAAAAUCCGUGUAACUUCCAGUCCCAUUUUUACUACCUUCUACAUACUGGUAUUUGUGGUAGCUGUGGUGGGAAUCACACGGGCCAUUGUUUCCAUGACUGUCAGUUCUUCCAGUGCAGCCACAGUCACUGAUAAGGUUCUUUGGGAAAUCACCAGGUUUUUCCUACUUGCGAUCGAGCUAAGUGUGGUGAUCCUGGGCAUUGCCUUUGGUCACCUUGAAAGUAAAUCCAGCGUGAAGCGAGUUCUAGCAAUCACUGCAGUUUUGUCUCUUGCUUACUCUGUGACUCAGGGUACACUUGAGAUCCUGUACCCCGAUGCACAUCUUUCUGCUGAAGAUUUCAACAUAUAUGGGCACGGUGGGCGGCAUUUCUGGCUUGCCAGUUCCUGCUUUUUCUUUCUGGUUUAUACCCUGGUGUCUCUUCUGCCCAAAACACCCCUCAAGGAUCGCAUCUCCCUGCCAUCCAGGAAGAGUUUCUAUGUAUAUGCUGUGAUCUUGGCUGCCCUGAACCUCAUCCAGGGAAUAGGAAGUGCCUUGCUAUGCGCUGAUAUUAUAAAUGGAUUAUGUUUUGUGGACGUCACUACGUUCCUGUACUUCAGCUUGUUCGCUCCGCUCAUGUAUGUGGCAUUUUUAAAAGGCUUCUUUGGAGCGGAGCCAAAGAUCCUCUUCUCCUACAAAUCCCAGGUGGAUGAUCCGGAUGAGACUGAGGUUCACCUCCCUCACCCUUAUGCUGUAGCCAAGAAAGAGGGCAUAGACACUGGCUUCUACUCCAACACCCAAAUAGACACAACAGCUUAUCUUGAUGACGUGGCCUCUAUGCCCCAUGUUGUAGGCAGCAUCAACAGCAUUGACAGUGACCGCUGGAAGGCUAUAAAUGCUUAGCGUUCAGAAUGUCUGGAUUCGAAAAUUAGACUGAAGUGGAUAUUUCCAUGGAAAGGCAUUGGUCCUGAUUUCCCUUCUUGCAAUGUCACCCAAGGAAACAAGAACUACACCAUCAAUGUACAGGAGAGACCAGGGCAAGUGCUGCUAAACCUUUGCACUGUGUUUUUCCUUGCUGGGUUUCACUUACAAAGCAUAGACAAUACCAUUCAGGAGCAGGGGAAGAAUGGCAUACUAAAUCCUCCGCUCAGAGAAUCAGUAUUCUGAGAAUAAGUUGACAUUUCCCAGAUACCUAAAUAUUUACAGUGGUCUUCAGUCAUAAAGAGUCAUCGGCUGGAUUCCUUUGACUGAACUGCGCUCUAUUUAAAUGUCUUCUGUUGUGCACCAGUUUUAAAGGGAUUCGGUCCUUAAAGGGGAACUAUCGCAAAAAUGAAAAUUUCAUAUAAGCCUCCUCAUACUGAAAUAAGAAACUAUCUAAAUAAAUCAAUUAAAUAUUCUGCA